AUGUGGGGUGCCGCCGGCGGGCCCGGUACAUGUGCGGAGCCUGACAUCGACACCUUGCUCGAGGAUGAGAUGGAGGCACAAGCGACCGGCCACGGUGCGAAAGGGUACGAGGAGGAGUGCAACCAGGCUCGGCUGCAUGACGAGAUGACCAUGGGAGAGUACCGGGCGAGGAAAGCCAGGGAAUGGGAUGAUUGGGUGACGUGGGAGGGCGAGCCGGGUCGGGAUCGCAAGCGCCGGGUUAUACAAGUGGACUUGGCGUCGGGGGUGGGGGGACCACGGGUGGCAAAAGUGCUCCGAGUGCCGGUGCAGGAAGGACUGGCUACCGCACUGACCAUGACUGUGAACCUCGAGGAGCCCUAUGAGGAGGAGGAUGCGGCCACAUCGCCACAGCUGGGUCAGGAGGUUAAUCCAGUGCUUGGCCCGGAGUUGCCGAAUGAUGACGUGGGGGACCCGACAGAAGCGAGCACAGUCUUGGUACAUCCGCCGGCGGCUGGCUACGAGGGCAACAUGGGAGGUGAUAUCUCGGCUAGCAUGACGAUGCAUCAGCACAAUGAUGUUUACCGGAGAUGGCGAGGCCGAGAAAUCACGGACCGUGAAAACCAGUGCAUUGUCUCGAUGGCGGAUGACGAGGACACGUUAGCGCUCUUGGCUGGUCACGAUGCAGCUACAAUGCCGAUGCCGGCGGUGGUGGACAAUGGUAUGGGGUUGGCCACUCAGAUGGAGUCCGAGCCAGAAGGGAUGCAGAAUGAAUGA
Symbiodinium sp. CCMP2592 is the source of this 753-nucleotide messenger RNA. The record is from the annotation of a GenBank genome assembly. NCBI's taxonomy places the organism in Eukaryota, Dinophyceae, Suessiales, Symbiodiniaceae.